AAUAUCGAUUCGGUGCGCGCGCACGGCCGUCACGCCAUCUAGCUCCAUACAGUUUUGGUGGCGCUCAGUUGGGGCUACUGUGUAGGAAAAAAAAUCUAAGGGAUCGGCAUCUCGCAAUGCGCACCGUGUUUCGAGUGUGAAUGAAAAGUUUGACGGACCUUUUAGGCAAAACCGUCAUAUAAAAAUAAUUGUGCUAACGUGUGUUGCACCGGGGUGACUCCACUCCAACGAAAUCCCAUCGGCCUCGGCAGCUGAUUGCUACGGUGAAGUAUCGCGGCGCGCCAAGUGCAAAGUUCUUUUUUUCUACCCCCAAAAAAGGUCCAGUGUUUGGCUACGUUUUACUGUCCCUUAAUUAGAAUCGCAUUCGCAAUAGUCCCCAACAUCAACCCACGACCAGUGAGUUCAAGAGGUGAAUUUUUUUGGGAAGGCAAAGUGCUGUGAAAGAGUGUGUGUGGUGAUGUGUCCAUUCAAGAUGGCUGCGCGGUCUAUACUUGUCAGCAGUACCAUCGUUCAUCUUGGUGCCCAAAAGCCAGUCGGAAGCUCGGGUAGUGGGAGCGACGGCCGCACGUCGCCCAACCAUUAAGCGCCACCACGCUACAGGGAGAACCCGGACGCGGCGAGCAAGACGGUGAAGGAUGGGGCCAUGAGCCCGAGCCCCGAAGUCAUCAGGAGUCGCAAGUGCGUCUCAAGCGGGCCUGCACCAUGCUAGCGCCGCCGAACCCGAGGUCAAUAUGCGGCCAGGACCCGGGCUGGUCGUGAUGGCGCUUGCGUUUAUUUCGGGGGCUCGGCGAGGCACCACACAGCAGCUAGACAGUCCCAGUCUUGCGGGCAAGUUGGGCAAAGGUGGAGACGACAGCACAGGGGCCCUCACACAGAUCAACCCCUGGCUGUCAGCCUGCGACCUGGCGCAACCCAACUCGGCACCGGAUCUUCAGGGUCAAUGCUCAGCCGGUACACUGCCUGUGGCCUGGGUGGAUGAAGGUCCUGGACCACCGCGGUGUCCACCACCUUGUGCAACAGUCACCACAAUGGAUAAAAUGAGUAAUGAAUAUAAUAAAGUGAACAUGGAGAGUCGAUUCGAUAAACAACAACAGUGCCUUGACUAUAUUGGCGAUAAUGAGGAGUCUAGUCCUGCACAAAUCUGUAAAAAAUCAUCACGUGACAUUGAGACCAAAUUACGUGCGUUGCGAUUGAGACAUUGCUGCGAACGUAGUGCAAUUAGUGCUUUGCAUAGUCAAGCAUUGGAAGAUGUAUUAAAUGGUGGUACGAAGUGCAAUAGACUUCUAAACGAUUUAUUGGAAACUGACGCACUUGCGACACGAAUCACAUGCGAGUUUACCGAAAUACUGGUCAGAUACGAUUGUCGACAGCCGUAUUCUAUCAUAAACCACUGUGAGGACUGCAAAGAGGCAUAUCGAAGAUGGGUCUGCAGUACAUUGAUACCUUAUUUCGCCGAAAUGAAGGACGUGAAGAAUAAUGAGACAACACAAGGAGGCAAAUUUUCUGUUGAAGCCAAAUCAAGGGUAGACAGAAGCAUCCAGACAAAUCACAACAGAUUUGGUGAAACCGAUGAAAAUUCAUUGACAGAGGUUCUCAAACGAUCAAGACGGAAAUCGAAGACAAGGACACCGAGGAGGCGAAUACGGCCAUGUCUGAGUGUUUGUCAGACGGUGGAGCAGAAAUGUCCAUAUAUGCUACCAGGUGAUCGUGCACCGGCUCAUCCGACCCAGUAUGCAGGGGAGCCAACAUUUCUCUGCUUAGAUCCAAAUAUUCCAGAAACUGGUGAGCAGUUCUACAAGUCCAACAAUGGUCCGGAAAAUUGCUGCUACAAGUACUGCGGUUCGCCUGGUGAAGGUCUCUGUUCACAAUGUGAUUUACCAACAACCAUCCAGCAUAAGAAUAAUGAUACAUCUAAUUUUAAUAAUAAUCUUAACACUACUAAUAGUAAUCCUAACAUAUAUACGAAAAACAAUAAUCAAAAGACGCGAAUUGCGGAUGAAAGAAGUGACAUGGCCGUCGAUACAUCGGAUACCUAUAAUUAUGAUGAGAUACCACAGCAAUUGCCCGUCUGCCAGAGUUCCACGAGUGUGGCCACGAUACCAAAGAGCUGGUGUCCGCUACCCUACUAUAAGUCGCCAAACCCCCGUAUGGCCAAAGCCACAACCGAUACACGGACCCUCGGAUCGGCGGAGGGUACUGUCGCACCGGACGACAGUAAUCCAGACCGGACUGCGUCGUCAACCGCCGUCCGGGGGUCACAUUCUGUCAUCCGGCUAAUUGUGGCUGCGCUGCUCCUGACAUCCACCUACAACAUUCACCUGCCCUGGACGAUAGGCAUCGUCCUUGGCAGUGUCACCAUCAUGGUCAACGCUCCCGUUACAACGUGGAUCCAGCACAUCAUACCCCAACUUGCCGGGUUAUAGUCAAACGCGACUUGACGAGAACCACCCCGAAUAAAUGUUUUGAAAACGACACAGUUAAAAAAAAAGAACAACAACACUGUUGUGGUGAAUACAAAAGUUAAUAUAAAUGAAAAAAGACAAUUUUAAAAUAAAGUUACGAAGAUGGAGUUUAACACAAGAAACUUAUUAACAAAAUGAACAAUAUAUUUUAAAGAAAAAAAAGUAUAUGAAUGAAAAUAUAACCGUGUGACGUGCUUUCAAUGAACGAACUAACCGAGAGACACUGAUUAGUUGAAAAAAAAAAUACAAAUCAUUUAAUAAUGAAAUAAAUCUAUAAAAAUAAAUAUUUUAACAAAGAAAAAAA
Molecule: messenger RNA, 2766 nt
Organism: Phlebotomus papatasi
Lineage: Eukaryota; Metazoa; Arthropoda; Insecta; Diptera; Psychodidae
Gene: Mid1
Exons: 5
Coding region: 732-2423 (563 amino acids)
Biological process (GO): calcium ion import across plasma membrane
Cellular component (GO): plasma membrane
Molecular function (GO): stretch-activated, monoatomic cation-selective, calcium channel activity
Source: RefSeq, a predicted model, not a curated record